CGCGCCAUGGUGAUCCGGGCGGAGACGAUGCGGCUUCUUCCUGAAUUGCACGAGAAGAACAGUCUCUUUUGUUGAUGAUUGAAAUGUUCGUCGCCUAUUGAUUCUUGGCAUCCAGUUAAGUGUUUCAUGAAAAAAGAUGAAUCUGUGUACUAACGACAUUGUUCUUCGUCGAUUCUUGAUGGCGGUGUGGCCAUUUCGUCCUCGCGUUGGUUGCGGAAAAGGGAGAAUUAGUUAAGACGGUCCUUUGCAGAAUAGACCAGAUCACCAGAACGGCUGUGAUGGUGGUUAGAAGAUUUAGGGUGGGAAUUGGGGGCAUCAUUGCGGAUGUGGCCAUCAGUAGCGGUGUUGCACUGCUCUAACACUGGAGGAAUUGCCAAGUUAGUAUGUGGGUGGUUCAAUUCGUGCAAUUGGUACCCGUACCUUCUUCUUUGCAGCUGGGAUUUUGGUAGAUCUGGAGGGAAGGGAAUGAUGUUUCUUGAUCUGGCUUCGUCGCAUUUGGGGAAAUGGGGUCACUGUUGGUUAUGCUUGACUUCGUGGAUGCGAUGGAUAUGCCGUUCCUCAAUGCAUAUUUGGAUUCUGUUGGUGCACCUAACUUACGCGCGGGCGUUAAUUUUGCUCAAGCUGGCUGUUCAAUUACUCCAGCAACUGCAACAUCCGUCAGUCCAUUUUCCUUUGGUCUUCAGAUUAAGCAAUUCCUUGCAUUCAAGGACAAAGUUACUAAGCUUCUAUCUAAAGGAGAUAGGUACAGAAGAUAUAUUCCUCAGGUGGAUUACUUUUCACAUGGACUUUACAUGUUUGAUGUAGGUCAAAAUGACCUUGCUGGUGAAUUCUACUGGAAAUCAGAGGACCAAGUUGCCGCAUCCAUUCCAACUAUUUUGUUAGAAUUUGAAACUGGGCUCAAGAAAUUAUACGAGCAAGGUGCCAGGAAAUUCUGGAUUCACAACACAGGUCCUCUUGGCUGCUUACCUCAAAACGUAGCUUUUUUUGGCAAAGACCCAUCCCAGCUGGAUGAACUUCAUUGUGUAGCAAAGCACAAUCGUGUUGCAAAGCUUUUCAACUUACAGCUGCAUGCACUUUGUACAAAGUUAAGAGGUGAACUCGCUGGGUCUAGCAUCACUUAUGUUGACAUCUACACCAUCAAGUACAGCCUGAUCGCUAAUUACUCUCGUUAUGGGUUCGAGAAUCCCAUCCAAGCAUGCUGUGGAUAUGGCGGACCACCCUUGAACUACGACAGUAAAGUACCUUGUGGACAGACAGUGUCUCUGGAUGGUAAUCUUGUAACGGCAAAAGGGUGCAAGGACAGCACAGAAUUUGUCAACUGGGAUGGAAUACAUUACACGGAAGCUGCAAAUUUCCACAUCGCAUCGCAGAUUCUUACAGGGAGAUACGCUGACCCUCCAUUUGCUGACAAGAUGCCGUUCCUCAUAAAACCGAAGUUCUAAUGAGCGAAUAUUUAUUUUCGCUUUAAUGAACCACUGAGAUGAUGUAUUGAUCAAAAACAUUGUAUUUUUUAUUACUUGUCAAUAGAUAAUAAUCACAUAUAGCUUAUUUCAGUUGUCCAUA
Oryza brachyantha (malo sina) is the source of this 1563-nucleotide messenger RNA. RefSeq names its product GDSL esterase/lipase At1g54790. Gene Ontology annotation, molecular function: hydrolase activity, acting on ester bonds. Bases 504 to 1442 code for a protein of 312 amino acids. NCBI's taxonomy places the organism in Eukaryota, Viridiplantae, Streptophyta, Magnoliopsida, Poales, Poaceae. The transcript has 5 exons. The record is from RefSeq and is a predicted model, not a curated record.